This is a messenger RNA of Fomitopsis serialis, 5550 nucleotides long. RefSeq lists its product as uncharacterized. The transcript is spliced from 23 exons. Bases 1 to 5550 code for a protein of 1849 amino acids. NCBI's taxonomy places the organism in Eukaryota, Fungi, Basidiomycota, Agaricomycetes, Polyporales, Fomitopsidaceae. The record is from RefSeq and is a predicted model, not a curated record.
AUGGGAGAGCCCUACACAACCGUUCCACACCACAAACGGGCGCGGGACGGGCGGGUUGAGGUUGAGGAGGUGGGCUGGGCCCUGGGUGGACAGAAGUCCACUGAGAGCAACCAAACCCGCGGCUGUUUCGCGGGAAAUGGUCGUGCUGGGCUCUCCCAGCAUGGGAGAGCCCGAUGCAACCGUUCCGCACCGCAAACGGGCACGGGACGGGCGGCGCGAGGUCGAGUAGGUGGGGCUGGGCGCUGGGUGGACAGAAGUCCACCCAGCGAGCUCAGACCCGCGACCGUUUCACGGGAAACGGUCGCGCUGGGCUCUCCCAGCAUGGGAGAGCCCGACGCAACUGUUCCGCACCGCAAAUGGGCGCGGGACGGGCGGGCGAGGUCGAGUAGGUGGGGCUGGGCGCUGGGUGGACAGAAGUCCACCCAGCGAGCUCAGACCCGCGACCGUUUCACGGGAAACGGUCGCGCUGGGCUCUCCCAGCAUGGGAGGCCCGACGCAACCGUUCCGCACCGCAAAUGGGCGCGGGACGGGCGGGGCGAGGUGCAGUGGGUAGGGCUGGGCGCUGGGUGGACAGAAGUCCACCCAGCGAGCUCGGACCCGCGACCGUUUCACGGGAAACGGUCGCGCUGGGCUCUCCCAGCAUGGGAGAGCCCGACGCAACCGUUCCGCACCGCAAACGGGCGGGUCGAGGUCCGACAGCUCAAACCCGCGCCCGUUUCAUGGGAAACGGUCGCGCUGGGCUCUCCCAGCAUGGGAGAGCCCGACGCAACCGUUCCGCACCGCAAAUGGGCGCGGGACGGGCGGGGCGAGGUGCAACAGCUCGAACCCGCGCCCGUUUCAUGGGAAACGGUCGCGCUGGGCUCUCCCAGCAUGGGAGAGCCCGACGCAACCGUUCGGCAGCGCGAACGGGCGCAGGACGAGCUUGCGGAAGUGGAGGUGGUAGGUAGGGCCCUGGGUGUGCAGAUCGCGACCCAGGGCCUUCUGAGGGCCUUCGUUUGUCGCGGAACCGGCGACGCUCGACUCUCCCAUGCUGGGAGAGUCGCCUGCGUCACUUGCGCACGGGCGGCGGGCGCGGGACGAAGCGGUGGAGGUGGGAGAGCAGGGGUGGUCGAUGAGAGGCGCGCCGACUUUGAUGGCGAGCUGCAAGGCUGUGAGUGUGGGCGUGUGGACAAAAGCGGCUGGGAGAAUCGACCGCAACCGCUCCUGACCGCCAGCGGGGCAUGGGGGAGUAGGGGCCGGCCGUGCGAGGGCGUGAACUUCACGACAGAAGUCGAGGUCUUCACUCGAAGGGACACUGCUCGAGCGAGGAGGAUCGCUCAAGCGCCCUCAGCCACAAUUCUGGACUCCGCUCGAGCGCGCGUCUCGGCAUCGCACGGAGUCUCAAUCCGACUUCAAAUCCCGUCAAUUUGGCGGGUCGGCAAGCCCCUCGUGCCGUUCGGAGGUGCAACCGUGCGGAAUUUCCGGACGGUUGCACCUCCGAACGGCACGCGGGCGCCAAACACAGGACUCUGCGGUUUUCGCUCGAACGACCUCCAUCUCCUCGACUCUCCAGCCUCUGCACCCCCAUAUUCUUGCCAUCCAGCCCGAAUUUUCGAACAUCUGUCAUGCCUCAGGAAGACCAACCUGUCCUCCCCGAAGGUUUCCCUGGAGAACUGGAGUGUUCUCAAGGCAAUUGGAUAUAUACUAACCAUAUCUAGCACUUCUGCUGCAUAUCCCUUCGGGAUCCCUGCAAGCACAAUCUUGAAUGCGCCUGGGGAGUGGGUCCCAGUGGCUAACCGCCCCGAGUCCGCUCCUCCCCUCUUCAAGGUGAACGAGCACCCGCGUAACCCAUACAAGGGAGACGCGAACGCAACGUGCUACCUCACGUUCGUCGAUAACAGCGAGCGUGCUGCCGCUGCGACGACCGCGAGGAAGCCGUCGGAUUGGGAUCUCCCGCAUGUCUCGGAGGACGACGCGCGGGACAAAGGGUGGCACGUUCUGUGCCCACGUGACUCGCUGUUCGCACGGCCCGUCUACGUUGCGUCGCCGGCCGGCCCGGGCUGGGAAGAUGAUGUCCUGCGCCAACAGAUCUUUGCCCAGAGGGACAUGCCCUUGGAGCUGCAGGAGCGCUACCUCAGCCUCCGUAGCGAGAUCAUUGGUCCCGUUGACCAGUGUUCCCGUGAGGCGCCCGUCAAGGAGGACGGGGGCUGGGUGAAAGGCACGGAGUUCGAGCGUCUUGUGCUCGACAAGGGCCUGAAAGGUACCGCUGACCGUAAGCGUAUCUACGCUAUCACCCAGUCCCAGCAGGCCCAGAAUGGUGUCCUGUCCCCCAACGUAGAGGCUAAGUCCUUUGUGGGUGGCGAUGGUGAGGAUGCGAAGAUACGUAGGGAGCUUGCAAAGGUGGGCGGUGAACUUGGAGUUCAUGUCAUCCGCACCGUCCAGCCUGAGCUUCACCACCGCAUGGAGCUGCAGGCCAAGCUCCUCGGGUACUUCCGCCCGGGGAGUGUGGACAAUGUAUGCUUUGGUGGGAGCCAGCUCAACAUCUCCACGCCUGAUUACCUGACAGAGCUGCAGAAAGGGCCCAUGAACUUGUCAGAGUCUCUGGGCUUUUUUGGUGGGCUGCACCAGGAUCAGCAUGAUUCCAUAGGUGCGAUGUCUGUCAUGACUGUCUUCUCGAAGUUGCACGCGGGCAUCCACCCCGGGCUCUUCCUGUUUCCAGAGUCUUACACGUAUGUGAGACUCCCUGACGGUUUCGCAGAGGACGAGACGGAGAGGUCUAGCCUACUCACCGUCUUGUUCUCUGGCCUUCAUUGGCACAUGGGGAUGAGUCCGUAUGUCACGGACCCCUCUGUCGAGAUUGCAGAGGACGCACUGCGUCUUAACCAUAUCAUGUACCCCAUGAGCCGGGUCAUGGAUGGUCAGUCCAUGCUUGCGCUUGGUGCGCUUGCGCGGGACGUGCUGAAGGUCCCACCGGAGAUGUACAAUCCUAUGUAUGACCGGGACUUCAAGACGGAUACCAACAAGCUCAACUACGCUGUUGAUGGUCUCAACAUUGGGGACAGACGUACCGUUGCGUCUUUUUUGGCCGAUGUGGGCCCAUCUCUUGACCCAGACACGUUCUUCAAAGCGUUCUCUGCGGUUGAUGAGGAGGGCCAGCCCAUCACGUUCUCUGACACGGAACUUGUUCCUGUCCUUGAACAUCGGCCUGACGAACCUGAGUACGUUCAUCCAUCCAUUGAUGAGCGUGCUCAGGUUUGGAGGGAGUGGAAGGAGCACAAGCUGCACUAUGCGGCUGUCAUUCCACGUGCGACGUAUGACAAGCACAUUGUCGCCCUCCGCCAUGAAUUGGAGAUUCCAGACCCAGCGCCAGUGACACGUCCUGGACGUUCCAAAGCACACAAGAAGUCCUCCAAGAGUGGACAGAAGACUGCGCAAGCCAAGGGCAGCGCUAAGCCGAAGAAGACCAAGGGCAAGAAGCGUGCGCGCGAUGAGGAGGAUGGUGCAGAUGCUGAUAGCAGACCUGCACAGCGAGUGCAUCUGGACUUAGGAAACGAAGAUGCUCUUCAAGUCAUAGGCCGUCCACGUCGUUCAGCACGUGUGAUGGCCUUAGCAGGACCUGCAGCUGGUCAGGCUAGUGGGUCUGCUGAGCCAGCUCAGCGUGGAGGUGGUAGGACUUUGCGACCUCGGCGUGCCACUCGCCAUGUUUCUGAUGGAGAGGAUGAUCAAGCUCAGCCCUCUGUAGCUCUGGAUGACCUUAUGGGUCCACCUGCAGCGUCAUUGCAGGGUGUGGAUGAUGAAGAUAUGUUCUUUUUCAAAGUUGAUGAGAGUGAUGCUGAGUCUGAUGCAGCGGGUCCCUCUGGAAGUACAAGUGCAAACCCGUAUGCGGCGGUUCUUUCUCUCUUCACUGAGGGGAAGUUCCAUGCCAUGAACAAGAGUCUAGGCAAUGUUGCACGUGUUCUGAACGUGCAGCAGCCAGACUUAGCCUCUGUACCGCGCAAGAUGCUUGACCGGCUCUUUGACGCGAUGGAGGGUGAGGACUCUGCCACUGCACGCUCUGUUGAGUUUGCAGUUUUGUUGCAAAGUAACUGGUCUGCUCAGACCCAGUUUGAGCGCGCUGAUUGGGUCCAGCACCUUAAGCGCGCCAUUCUGCGGUCUGAAGUCAUGCUCAUGAACUACUAUGCAUGGCUGUGGCUGGACCGUGUUGCAGUCAACUACUGCACCAAAGUCCUUGAAGGUGACUCUGACGCUGAUGACUGGCUUGCACGUCUUGCACGCGCUGUGGACAAGGGCUUCCAGUCUUACAACUCUGUGAAGCUCCAGCGCGAGGACUUCCUCCCCAGUCUCCCACCACACGGUACCAGUCGCCUGAUCUGCGUCGUGACCGCUUCCUACCUCCACUCUCUCUUCAUCCGCGCUAUCAUCUCUGCCUUCCGCACCUCUGAUGUCCUCCUUCUGGAUGGCGUCUGGGACAUCUACCUGCGCGCGGAGGCAUCUCUUCUCCUUCCUCAUGAGCGCCAUCGUCUUGUCUCCUCCAACCGUCUGGACGUGUUCUACUAUGAUCUCUGCCAGCUCCCAGUUCUCUCUCAGCCAACGUCGCCCGAUGCGCAGGCGUUUGCUGAGUUCCUCAGACUUCGUGCCGGCGUCAUCCCAGCUCCCUCCACUCCAUCUUCCUCUGCUCCCCCUGCGCCUACCAUUCCCCUGCAGCUCACCAACUCUGAUGCUCACGGUCUUGAUGCACUCUUGGGCUUCAUCAUGGACUGCUAUGGCGUCCUCCCCCAUCUCCUCGAAGGUGCGAAGUUGACCAAGUCGUCGUCUGUUCUUCAGCGCUGGUGUGCGCAGAACGAUGACAAGCGCUUGCCUUUCCGGGAGCUCGCUAGGGGCCGUCGCGCAGUAACAUCUCCCUCUGGCCCCUUCCAUCCUGACAACAUAGGCAAGGUUGGCGCCAUUGCCAGCGGUAUCCUCCACCGCUGCAUCACCUUUGGAGCCAAGGCCUCCUACCUCUCUCCCAACUUCUUCCCUUCUCUCAAGGACUUCAAGAAACUUGUCGCUGUUCACCCGGAGGACUACCUCUGUGACAAGUCAUGCUAUGGGACACACCAACCCCAGCGCGGUCCUCAGCAUGCGGAGGCUUAUUUUGCAGCUGAGCCUCACUUCCGUGAGUUCUUUCGUGCGCACCCGGUUGCGUUCAUGGAUGCGCGACGGGAGUUCCUUGCAGAGUGUCGCACUGGAGCUAUCCAGCGCAAGCGCCUUCCAUCCUCUGGACCUCUGACUUCCACUCUCCUGGCUGCUGACUUUGCAUAUGCUGGGAAGGUGAAGAUGCCGACGGUGGAGGAGAUGGGUGAGGUGGUUUGGAACUUGAAGGCUGGUGCGUUUGCCGGUCUUGCAUGUCUUGGACUGAUCAGCGGCAAGUCAGCUACUCAAGAUGAAGUGUGCAAGGCUUUUAAGCUUGCACAUGAUCAUCUUGAGGCCAAGCUGUCUGCUGAUGUGAAGUCCAAGAUUGUGUUUGAUCCUGUCAUGGUAGAGCACACCCUGUGCAAAGUGAAGAGGGCUGGGAAGAAGGUGCCAUUUUAG